CUCAGUGGUGCCGCUGUUAUUACAGUAAAAAAUAAAACAUUUGCGAAUAAAAUACUUGCAAAAUUAACAAACAAACAACAAUAAACAAAGUAAAAUAUCUAUUGUUAACUCAUAAAAAACCAAUUAAAAAAAGAUUAUUCAAUUAAUCUAAAAAAAUAACAGAAAUAUUAAAUAAAAACUUGUGUAAUUGUAACCGUUUUAAGCACUAGCACUAGAUAUAUACAGAUAACAAAAAAAUGGCCAACACAGACGAAUAUAACUAUAUAAAUGAUUUUGAAAAUAUUUUGGCUGCUGGAAAUGAACCAAAUAUGACUAAAGAAUAUAAUCCGCUGGUAGCAUAUAAACUUGAAAAAUAUUUAAAUCCUUCACAACUCAAAAAACAUGUUUUGAAUAGUGAAAAAAUCCAACAACUUAUAGAAUACUAUGCCCAAAAACAAAAUGCUACAACCAAAGAAAUUCAACAACAAGUCCAUGAUAUAUUAAAUGAAAUCGGCUUGGACCGCAAUAUGGCGAUAAUAAGAUGGUGUGGCAUAGCCAUAACGGCCAUUGGCAAGCGUAUAUGUAAGGGCAUCUAUGUUAAUAAGGCUAGUAUGGAUAAGGUUAAACAGGGUUUGGGAAAGAAUCCGGUGCUGUAUUUACCUAGCCAUCGAAGUUAUAUGGACUUUAUAUUAAUGUCCUAUAUAUGUUUUCAUUAUGACAUCGAAAUACCAGGCAUUGCGGCGGGCAUGGAUUUCCAUUCAAUGUUUGCCAUGGGCACUAUGUUGCGAAAAACUGGUGCCUUUUUUAUGCGACGUUCAUUUUCUAAUGAUGAACUUUACUGGGAUGUAUUUCGUGAAUAUAUGUAUGCCCUGGUGGCGGCUUAUCACAUUGGCGUUGAGUUUUUCAUAGAAGGAACACGUAGUCGCAAUUUUAAAGCUUUAGUACCAAAAAUUGGUUUAUUAUCGAUGGCUUUAUUGCCAUAUUUUACGGGCGAAGUGUCUGAUAUUACAAUAGUACCUGUAAGCGUAUCCUAUGAACGGGUACUGGAGGAACAAUUAUUUGUCUAUGAACUGUUGGGCGUGCCCAAACCUAAAGAGUCGACUAAGGGAUUCUUUAAAGCUUUAAAAAUUAUUGAUGAACGUUUUGGUAAAAUGUAUUUAGAUUUUGGAGAACCCAUAUCUGUAAAAGAUUUUAUGGGCGAAACUUGUGGCUCGGAUCGCAUGAAAAGGGCAGUGAUUGGAGCACAUUUGCAAAAGUUAAAUAAGAAAGAAAUUGACCUAGUAAAAAGUCUUGCAACAGAGAUUAUUUACCAACAACAAAGACGCAUUGUUAUAACCACAUUUAAUUUAGUUUGUUUAUUUUAUGCCAGUCAAUACUACAAUGAAAUAUCCGUCAACUUGGAUGAACUUUCACGUGGUAUACUAUUGCUGAAGGAAAUGUUUGAGGGAUUGGGUGCCCAUGUGGCCACCGAUAUCAAUUGCAUUAAGCCUGAAAUAAUGGAAACUGUUGAGAUUCAUUCCAAUAUUUUGCAUUUCAAACAGGGACGUCUCGAAAUCACACAGGUUCCAGCAGAUCAAUUAGCUCAGGAAAUUGAUUUGAAACGCUUGAAAGCUCAUAGCUUAUCACCUCGUACCAUGGCUGUAGCAGUACCUAGCAUGACUUUGCAACUGUAUAUAAAUCCGUGUUUGUUUUGGUUAGCACGACCUGGCUAUUUAAUUGUCGCUGCUCUGCAGCUAGAAAAUGAACAAGCUACAAGUGAUGCACCUUCCACCUAUGAUGAAUUAGUUGCUAAAUUAUGUCAGCGAGUAGAUGAAUUAGAUAAUAUUUUCAAGCAUGAAUUUAUUAUCGAAUCAAAUCGGGAAAAGGAGGAAUUUAAAAGAAAUUUAUCAUUCUUGGAACGUCAUGGUAUUUUAAAAAUUUCUUUGGGCAAUGCCAAAAUCACAGUAAAUCAUAAUAAAUUUAGCCACGUUAUACUAUCAGCCAUUGCACCUUUCCUAUGUGUUUACUAUCAGCUAGCAGUCACUCUCAAUAAAAUGUUACCCGCCGACAACUUAGAAGAAGUUCCAAUUAAAAAUAUUUUAAAAGUAAUGCAACAACGCAUCGAAACCAUUUUAAAUACAUCAAACACUAGUCAAUUACUACAUGUACAUCCCUAUUGCCUAGCAUUGGAUAAUUUAAAUAUUGCAAUACACGCCCUAGUGCAAGGAUCCUAUUUAGAACGUAAUCGUGAAACCGGCAAUCUAAAGAAAACUUCUUCCAAACUUAACGAUUUGGAAAGGCUGCUAUUGGGCUAUUGCAAUUUAAUGCCAUUCAAACGUUAUUAUUAUUGUAAUAAGCUAACAUCAAAGUUAUAACUACAUUCAGUGGAUGAUGCCGCCGAACAGAAAUCAAUUCCAAAUACUUUUAAACAUAAUGUUAAAAAGAAAAUUCAUUCAUUGCUCACAUACACUCGUAUUCUAGGAACAUUAAUAGUCAUUGUUGUGGUUAUGCCCAUUAUACAUUUAGUUUUAAGAUAUUUAAAUUUAUAAUUAGCUAAUACAAGGUUUUUAUAUUUUAUUCUUUGUCUGUUUAUUUAUUUAUUUUGUAAUUUUUCUUUGGUUUGAAUUAAUUCAAAGGUAUUUUAAGCAUUAUUUUGCCAUAAUAUUAGUGAUUAGAUUUUAAAUUUUAUAAAAUAGUAUAAAAUUUUUGGUGUAUUUUUUACGCGCAUAGCAUUCCCUAGUUAAGAUUUAAUUAAACACAAUUUUAAGGUAUUUAUAACAAAUUAUAACGAUAACAAUAAGUAUGCUAUUGUGUUUUCAGUAAAUGAGAACUUAAACAUGUAAAACUUAAAAAUUCGCACGUGAAAUUGUCCUAAAGAAGUUAAAUAUCAAUGAUAAUUUCGUUAACCAUGCAUUAACUCCUUUUUUAACAUUGAUAAUUUUCAGCAUUCCCCCUUAACUAUGUUAAAACUGUCAUUUUAUUGAAAUUAAAAGAAAAUUUGUUGCUAAAAUUUAAAAAACAUUCCUAAAUUUUUAAUUAUGUAUAAAAAAUAACAUAUUUCUUUUCUUCUCAUUAUCUAACUAAACACAUUUUUCAUAUUUAAACAAAAAAAAUGCAAUAAAAAUUACAACAAUUUUAUUUUUAUUUAAGUAAUGCCAAUUUUCAUUAGCUUUAAGCUAUUAAUUUAAAUAAAAAACUCUCUACUUUUAUGUAACU
This is a messenger RNA of Calliphora vicina (urban bluebottle blowfly), 3174 nucleotides long. RefSeq names its product dihydroxyacetone phosphate acyltransferase (gene Dhap-at). Gene Ontology annotation, molecular function: glycerone-phosphate O-acyltransferase activity; glycerol-3-phosphate O-acyltransferase activity. Gene Ontology annotation, cellular component: mitochondrial membrane; peroxisomal membrane. Gene Ontology annotation, biological process: triglyceride biosynthetic process; fatty acid metabolic process; phospholipid biosynthetic process. Bases 237 to 2333 code for a protein of 698 amino acids. Lineage: Eukaryota; Metazoa; Arthropoda; Insecta; Diptera; Calliphoridae. The record is from RefSeq and is a predicted model, not a curated record. The transcript is spliced from 6 exons.